Molecule: messenger RNA, 2858 nt
Organism: Oryzias melastigma (Indian medaka)
Lineage: Eukaryota; Metazoa; Chordata; Actinopteri; Beloniformes; Adrianichthyidae
Product: uromodulin
Exons: 13
Coding region: 260-2020 (586 amino acids)
Source: RefSeq, a predicted model, not a curated record
CUACAUUCCAAAAAUGUUGAUUCAUCUCAUUACAGGGUGGUUCCCCUCAGGUGAUCCAUCUUCAGCCCUCCCCUUGAAUUUUUCUGGGUGUGGAAAGAGCCCAGAAUGAGCAUAAAAAGAGGCAGAAGGAGAUCCAGAGACACAACGGUGAUCUCCACCUAGAGCCUGAGCAGGAUCUUCAGAGACCCUCUGAGAACAGAAGCAUCAUCAUCUUCACUCUUCAUUAACACUGCUGAGGCCUGAUCGGAUCUCCUCCAACAUGCUCCGCCCCCUGCUCUUCCUGUUUGCUGUCAGUGGACUGACAGGAGUCCAUGGAAUCUGUGCCGGCAGUGGAGGCUGCUUGUGCUCAGUGGUCGGUUCCAAUAUCCUUGACUUUACUGGAGAUUUCUGGUUUGUGACCGAUCUGUGUGAUUACUUUCUGCUGCGAGAGAAGCCUACUGGAUUCUCUCUGAAGGCCAAGUUCCUGGAACGGCGUCGCAGAGAUGUGAGCUUUGUGGACAGUCUCACUCUGGACUUCAGUGACAGUGAUGACAUUCAGCUGCUGCAAGGACACAGAGUCAUGGUAGCAGGAUCAGCUGUGACCCUCACCAGUUCAGUCCAGACGUUUAGUGGAGUUGAUCUCUCCAAGGACCAGACUGGAGUCACUGCAAACUUUUCAAUCAAAGGUUCAUCUGUGUCUGUGUUCUUUGAUGGAACCACAGCUCAGAUCUACAUAUCUGAUCCCGUCAAUUUUAACUAUGACGGUCUGUGUGCAAAAGCCGUCUAUUUCUCAUAUUUUAGGAUCCCCAGUAAUGAAAGCUGUGAGGCUGGGGAUUCUGACCCUCUUGACCCCAUUGACACUGAGGCUGUAGAUGCACAGUGUGAUCUCCUGAAGACAGCUCCGUUCUCCCCAUGUCACUCGGAAGUUGUUCCAGAUCAAUAUAUAGAGGUCUGCAAAAUAACGAUGAAUAAUUAUCCUACAGUGGACAAUCUCGGGUGUAAGUUCCUGAAGGCCUACGCCAAAGCCUGUGAGACAAGACAAGUUGACCUCCAGAACUGGUGGACAGCAGCUCAGUGCCAGUACCCAGAGCCCAUUUGUGAGCAACAAUGCAGUGAUCACGAGUUCUGUGGAGAUAUCAACGGAAACUCUGACUGCCGCUGCAGAGCCAUUUAUGCCUCUCAGUUCACUGAACAGAACCAACUGGGAGGUCCAACUGUCUGCCAGGACAACACUGCCUCAAUCAGUCUGGUGGGUUGUCUCCUGAUGGAAAAUGGCAUCGACUACACUCACUUGCACCUCAAUGACCAGACCUGCACAGGUGUGAUGGACCCGGACAGUCACAUGCUGAAAUUCACAUUCAAAAGUGACGAUUGUGGAACCGAGGUCACGACCAACAACAGCCAGCUAAUCUUCUCAAAUGCGAUUGUGACCAGGAACAGCUCCUCAGACCUCAUCACUCGUCAGGAUAAAGUCUUCAUUGAGUUCUCCUGCAGCCAUCCUAAACCUGAGCUGCAAAACGUGGCCUUCAACAUUUUGGACAACUCUGUGGAAGUUUUCCUCCAAUCUGGAGAAUGGAAGUACAGCGUGACCAUGAAGGCUUACUCUGAUGCUGCCCAUACCAACCUUUUGGGUCCAAAGAGUGAUGUCAGGCUGAACCAGAAGAUCUGGAUUGUUCUGGAGACCAAUGGUCUGGAUGGAAGUCUGGUUUCUGUGGUGACCGACUCCUGCUGGGCAACCAGUGAGGACUCACCCAGCAGUGUUCCCAGAUAUGACCUGAUCAAAGAUGGCUGUCCAAACGCAGAUGAUGGAACAGUUAGUGUGAUGGGAAAUGGAGAAGGAACCUCCAACUCCUUCUCCUUCAACAUGUUUGAGUUCUCUGGAAAGGAACCUUCAGAAGUCUACCUUCACUGCCAACUGCAGCUGUGUGUUAAGAAGAACAACAACUGUGUGCCGGGUUGCUUUUUUGCAGUUCGGAGACGCAGAUCUCUCAGAUACAGACGUGGAGCUCCAGCCUUGAUCAGCAUGGUCUGGACUCAUUAGGUAAGACACUCUUGUUAAGAAAAUCAUAUAAGACUUCCUUUACACAUUAACAAAAAUCAAGCUUCCAUAAGUUUUUUCUUUUUUUUAACAGCAUCAGUCUCACAGUGUUCUGAUUUUCUUCGCAGAUCGUGAUCUUGCCAAACCAUCAGAGUUCUGACCUGAUUCUGGUUCUGAACGCGGACGUGUGAAGAAAUAUCAGUUCUCUUUGCUGUUAAUCAACUUAAUGAAUUGAUUAGGAUUUCUGAUGAUGAUGAUUUCUUAGGAGGGAAGGGAACUGUACUUUAUGAAAUGUAUCAUCGCAUCUGUUCUCUGCUUUAUUAUUAACAUGGUGGAAGGAUCUGAAUGACCUCAGAGCUGCUUUUAUACUCAAUCCAGUUACGUAAUCAAAUAUAUAUUCAAGGACUUCUGAUUUCUAAAAGCUCGUUUUACAUCAUGCACCAAUCAAUUCACAGACAAGCUUUGUAUUAAUCAGUUUUCUUAGAAAAUUAUAUAUUUUUUCAAUUUACUAUUUGUUGAUCAUUUGUUAAGCAUCCAAAAGACAAAAAAAAUAAAAAAAAAUUGUGGGGGACAUCAUAGUUGUGUUUUGUUUUUCUUUGAAACCAUUGAUCUAUAAUUUCUCGGUAAUGAAGGGUCAACUUUAUGAUUCAUGUUGGGACAGUUUGGACAAGCAAAGUAAUCAAAGAAAACUGGUAAAGAGGCUAAAAGUCCAGAUGACAAUAUUGGAAGGAAAAUAUAUUGAGUUUUCAAGCAGAACGUAGUAAAGAAUUUAGAAAAUUACAUUUUAGGAUUUUUUAAGGAUAUGUGUAAUGAAGUACAAAUUAAACAAAUAUCUCCUACA